This is a messenger RNA of Zerene cesonia (dogface butterfly), 4626 nucleotides long. Its product is annotated as probable multidrug resistance-associated protein lethal(2)03659. Gene Ontology annotation, biological process: transmembrane transport. NCBI's taxonomy places the organism in Eukaryota, Metazoa, Arthropoda, Insecta, Lepidoptera, Pieridae. Gene Ontology annotation, molecular function: ATP hydrolysis activity; ABC-type transporter activity; ATP binding. The coding region runs from base 421 to 4533 and encodes 1370 amino acids. The record is from RefSeq and is a predicted model, not a curated record. Gene Ontology annotation, cellular component: membrane. The transcript has 24 exons.
CCAAUACCGUCAGUGGAAGAGCGACCGGCGUAGAUUCGCCAGUGCGCUGUGGCCGCUGGUCCCCAUCUAUUUAUAUAUUUCAUCUGUGAUACUUUUUUCUAAACCGGCCUGUUACUUUUUCGAUGUCUGUACUUAAAAAUAAGUCAUUGAAUUAUAUUUAACUAUUUGCGUCGGUGUUAUCGUGGUUUUUGUGAAGUGUGUGAUAAUUUAUACAGAGAGAACGUGUACACUUCAGAUUUUUAGCGCAUUGUGUGACCGAUUUAUGUGUGAUUCCUCGAAAAUUGUAUUUGUUGCUUUAUCUUUUGACCAUUGUAUACAUAAUAAUUGUUUUUAUUAUCCUGUUUAUAAGAGACAAAUGCUUACUUAUUUUACGUUUAGUUUUAUUUUGUGGAUUUUGUUAUCGUAAUAAAUUAGAUAAUAAUGGAAUCAAAAGUGAUACUUCGGGAGAAGAAUCCACAUGAAAAGGCUAAUAUAUUUUCAAAGUUAUUUUUAUGUUGGAGCCUGCCGUUAUUUCGCAAAGGAUACAAAGAAGGCAUAAAUGUGGAAGAUUUAUGGCAAGCUCGUGACAGCGAUCAUUCUGGGAGGCUCGGAGAUCGCCUAGAAGAAGCAUGGAACAAAGAACUAAGCAAAGCACGUAAGAAAAACACCCAGCCGUCCCUGCAGCGGGCGAUUGUUUCAUGCUUUUGGCUCGAAUACAUGAUGGUCGGUUUAUUUGUUGGAGUACUCUUUAUAAUACUAUGGCCUAUGGUACCUUAUACACUAGCUUUAUUUAUAGGAUAUUUUUCUGGAGAGAGAACACCGGAAAGAUACAGAGAUGCCCAUAUUCAUAAUUUUCUGUUGAAUUUUGUAACCAUAUGUACGGCUUUAUUUCUAUGUCAUACUCAGUUGGGACAGAGUCGAGUAGGAAUGCGAGUGAGGAUAGCAUGUUGUUCAUUAAUGUACCGAAAAAUCCUGAAGCUUAACCGAGUCGGGUUAAGUAAUACAGAACCAGGGCAAGUUAUAAAUUUGAUGUCGAACGAUGUGAACCGCUUUGAUAUAGCAGCGACAUUCCUUAACUGUAUGUGGGUUAUGCCAAUAGUCGUCAUAGUGGUGUCCUAUUUAGUAUGGCAACACAUACAGUGGGCGAUGUUUGCUGCUCUAGCUGUUAUAUUCCUUCAGACCGUCUUUGUUCAAGCGUAUUUAAGUAAUCUACAGGGUACACUUCGUGGUAAAAUAGCUAAGCGUACCGACGAGAGAGUUAAGGUUAUGAGUGAGCUUGUAAAUGGGGUCCAGGUGAUUAAGAUGUACGCUUGGGAAAAACCCUUUGAGAAGCUUGUCGAUAGACUUCGGAAGUUAGAAGUGAAGUUUAUUUUACAAACUUCUUUCAUAAAGGGGUUCUCAACAGCACUCACUGUGUUUACGGAACGCUUCAUAUUGUUCGCGGCUGUGGUGGCGUUUGUUUUGAUGGGCGGCGACAUCCGAGCGAGCAUAACAUUCUCGCUCGUACAAUACUACAAUUUGCUGCAACUCGCUUGCAAUAUAUUCUUCCCCCUUGCUUUAGCUUGUCUAGCUGAAGCUAAGGUUUCUAUUAGGAGAAUUGAGGAGUUUUUAAGUCUAGAGGAAUUAGAACCUGAAGAAGUCGGUGCGAAUGGCAAAAACGGUAUCGCUUUAACCAAUGGUAUAGAUAAAGAAAAGGAGAUGCUUAAAGAGAAAGAGACAGGGUCCGGUCUGGUACUCACUGAUGUUAGUGCGAGCUGGCAAUCAAACCCGAUCGUACACACGUUACGAAACAUCACAUUCACAGCGCAGCCCGGCGAAUUUAUCGGCAUUGCCGGCCUUGUCGGUUCUGGAAAGUCGUCACUGUUGAACGUUAUAUUGGGAGAGUUAAAACCAGCCCACGGGACGGUGUCUCUGGGCGGAGCGCGAUUGGCAUACGCCAGCCAGGAACCAUGGCUCUUUGUUGGAACAAUAAAACAAAAUAUAUUGUUUGGUCUGCCUUUUGAUAGAUUGCGGUACAAAAAGGUAGUCGCAGCGUGCGCCCUACUUCGCGACUUCGAGCAGCUCCCGGCGGGCGAGUCCACAUUGGUCGGCGAGCGCGGCAUCAGUCUGAGCGGCGGACAGCGCGCCCGCAUUGGCCUUGCCCGCGCAUGCUAUAGAGAGGCGGACAUAUACCUCCUGGACGAUCCGCUGUCUGCUGUGGACACGCACGUCGGAAAGCAUCUCGUCUCUGAGUGCGUCAACGGGCUAUUACGUCACUCCACACGCAUCUUAGUAACGCAUCAACUGCAUCACCUGAAGACAGCUGAUAAAGUCAUCAUAUUACACAAUGGUGAAAUCGAGACGCAAGGAUCUUUUGAAACAGUAUCAAAAACUCCUCUAUUUGAAGAACUGUUGGAGGAAGAAGAGCCCUCUCCUGAGGAGGUAGCACGCCAACAAUCUCAAAGGCAACGGACUAUGUCUAUUCAGUCGGCAGUGUCCAGUGUCAGUACGACUUUAGAUGCGGGAAUGGAACCUGAAGAGGAGCCGCAGGAAACUGCUGAAUUGAUGGAAAAAGGUCGCGUGCCUACUUCCAUCUACAGGAAGUACUUCCACGCCGGCGGAAGCUGGUCACUUCUGUUCUUUACAGUGUUUUUCAUUCUCCUCGCACAACUUGUAACAUCAGCUGGUGAUCUUUGGCUUACUCAUUGGAUGAAUGAUGUAGAAGCGACGCAUAAAAUUGAAAAAUAUUCAUUAGCAAACUUUUCGGAUAUUUCAAACGGCACAGACGUUAACGAUACUCUGUCAGUACUGAAUGUGUCAACAGAAGCAUCACCUCCCAUAACAACUGAAUCUCCGACUACAAUCAACCCAAACCUCACGGUCAUCGGUACAAUGAUGAGGACAGCCAUCACAAUCCAGAACAUAACCUCACACGAACAACCCUUCGACCAUUCAUUUUAUAUUUACGUGUGGGGAGCUGCAAUUGCAGGCUGUAUUUUGUUUACGACGGGAAGAUCACUAGUUUUCCUGUUCGUUUGCAUGCGAAGCUCGAUAAGGCUUCACAAUAAGAUGUUCAGUAACAUACUUGCUGCCACGAUGCGUUUCUUCGACACAAACCCAUCGGGUCGUAUCCUCAAUCGAUUCUCGAAGGAUAUGGGCGUGGUGGAUGAAACGAUGCCUAAAAUGUUCUUAGACAGCAUACAAGUAUUCAUGGUGAUGGCGGGUAUAAUUAUUAUGGUGGCAAUUGUAAGUCCGUACAUGUUGUUAACAACCAUGGUCUGCGGUGUUUUAAUGUACUUAUGGACACUCGUAUAUCUCGCUACAGCGCAAGCUGUUAAGAGGGUGGAGGGUGUGACCCGCAGCCCCGUGUUUUCGCACGUGUCGGCGAGCAUGGCGGGGCUCCCCACGGUGCGAGCGUGCGGCGCGCAGGAGCUGCUGCGCAUACAGUUUGAUGACAAACAAGACGUCCAUACUGCGUCUUGGUACUUAUCACUUAUCACCAAUACAACUUUCGCGAUAUAUUUGAGUUUGAUAUCUGCUACGUAUGUGGUCGUUGUUGCCUAUACUUUCCUCCUAUGCGGUGACGAAACGACAAAAUCUGGAAAUGUUGGUCUGGCUCUCAGUCAAGGUUUAAUUCUCGUAAACAUGAUGCAACACGGCAUUAAGCAAACUACUGAGGCUAUAUCACAGAUGAUAAGCGUGGAGCGAAUCAUACAAUACACGAAACUGCCGCUGGAAAAGUUAGAGGGGAUUUCCCCGCCAAAGGAAUGGCCGCAACGAGCUAAACUCGUAUUUAAGGAUCUCUAUUUAAGAUAUGACUCGGAAAGCGAACCAGUACUUAAGAAUUUAAAUAGCGUUAUUGAGAGUGGAUGGAAGGUGGGAGUAGUUGGACGCACCGGAGCAGGCAAGUCGUCACUCAUAGCGGCUCUGUUCCGCCUCGCUCCUAUCGAUGGGCACAUCUUUAUCGACGAUUUAGACACUGGGGACAUUGCUUUGAAGCAACUACGUUCAAAAAUUUCGAUUAUCCCACAAGAACCAGUCCUGUUUUCAGCCAGUUUGCGCUAUAACUUGGAUCCUUUCGACAAAUACACAGAUGCUGAUAUCUGGAAAGCCUUGGAACAAGUGGAGCUAAAGCAAAGUGUGACGUCACUAACGUCGGCUGUGGAGGCGGGCGGGUCGAACUUCAGCGCGGGCCAGCGCCAGCUGCUGUGCCUCGCGCGCGCCGCGCUCGCCAACAACAAGCUCAUGGUGCUCGACGAGGCCACAGCUAAUGUUGAUCCCAAUACUGAUGCAUUGAUUCAGAAAUCAAUACGUAAGCAUUUCCGCGACUGUACCGUGGUUACCGUCGCUCAUCGAUUGCACACAGUCGCAGACUCCGACCGUGUCGUUGUCAUGGAAGCAGGGCAAAUAGUGGAAUGUGGCCAUCCACACGACUUGCUACAGAAAGAAGAUGGAUAUUUUACUAAAAUGGUGAAACAACUCGGGGCGGCCUCAGAAAACAGUCUGCGUGAGGUUGCACAUAAUGCGUACUUACAACACAUUAAAUAUGUCGACGCGGAUGAUCAGCAAACAUAAGAGUUUAAAAAAUCUUAUCAAUAUUUAUUAUUUUGCGAUAUCUUACCACAAUUGAUACUCUCCAGUUCAGACACUCACAUCCUUCACUAUUCC